GUGUUUCGUUUGGAAAUAACUAAAAGCCAGAAAGAAAACAAGGCAUUGCGGAGGAAACUACAGCUACUGGAACUGAAGGUGGCACGGGAGCGCGCAGAGAGGACAAUGCAAGACCGCGUCCUCGUCAGUCGUCCCAGUAGUGUCAAGAUCCUCGACCGAUACAGAGGAAUGGCAGGAGGUGAAGGACAUCUCACUGGAGGCCACAGCAGCUUUGUGAAGACAGCAGGACACAAUACAUGGAGAGAUGACCAACCAAUCACUGUUGAUGAGGGGAGUGGAACCUCAACCCAGCACGUUAUCGUGAUAGAGUCUGAAGAUGCAGAGGCUGCAGGUCCUGGAGGAUCGUCUCUGGUCAAGCAGGAGAGGUCUGAAGGAGAGGAGGACCCACGGCACAGCAGAGACAUCCAGACUGGAGCAGCGGAUGGAGCGCCCCCUGUAGCCACGGAGGACCCCACCACCGCCCCAGCACAGCCCAGGACCCGACACAGCAUCACGGAGGUCAGUGGAACGCCGAACUCCGCCCUCAAGUCAGAGACCAACACCAAGGCAUUGACUGAAACACACAGGCUCUUACACACAGGAUCUGACCACAGAUCAGACCCAGAGAGACUGGGGCUGGGGCCACUCCGCUGUCCUCCUGCUCCCGGCUCAGAGUAUUUACCGGUAUUUCACCAGAGCCAGAGGACGGUUCAUUUCCGUGGAGAUGGUGAUGGUGAUGCGUUAGACACUGGUGUUGAUGAUCCUUCUUGUUCUUACACUACAGAGAUGGACCCUGGCAACAUGCCCUUGGGUUUAGAGACACAGACUGAUCUGUCUAGAGGGGACUGGAACCGGUACAGUAGUAGUGUAUACUCUGAAGGGUGCCUAGAUGAGAAAGGGGAGGUUAUAGUGAUAGAUGAGGUGACUGUGAAAGUGGAGGGUGAUGCUCCUCCCACAUGGAAUGCAGAUAGUCACCUAGGAGAAGGACACUCACAAGGCAGAGAUUUCUUAGAUUACAGGGAAAGCUUAGAGACAAAUCCAAAUAACGCGACCCACUCCCCUUUACACGCGCUCAGGGAUAGCGACCUAGUGUCCACAUCGAUGGAGCCUUCUGAUUCACACAGCCUUUUCGAUCAGGUAUUGAACUCAAACGACAGCGUUAGAGCCCAGGCUCAGGGAAGAGGAGCCACAUCAGACAAUAGUAAAGAGAAACGGUUCCUCUGCAUGUUCUGUAACAAAGGAUUCAGCUGCCUCCAGAAGGUGGAGAUUCACCAGAGGUUCCACACAGGGGUGAAACCCUUCAGCUGUACCCAGUGUCACAUGCGCUUCGCCCAGGCUGGUGACCUGAAGAGGCACCAGAGGGUCCACACAGGGGAGAAACCCUACAGCUGCCCCCAGUGUGAGAAGAGGUUCUCCCGCCAGGACAAGCUGAAGAUGCAUCUGAAGAUCCACACGGGAGAGAGGCCAUUCGCCUGUACGCACUGCGGGAAGAGGUUCUCAGAGAGGAGCUACCUCAGGAUACACCAGCAGAAAACCCAUUCCACUCUAUAACAUAUAAAGUAACCAUUCCAAUCCAUAGCUUCUGAGGUUUAGAUCAAACCCUGCAUUAAAGAGAAAGAAUAAUUACAUUGUUGUCAGCAGAAAAGAUCCACAGAUGACUUUGGAAUAACGAGAGUAACAGAUUUCAGUGUAGAAUAUUCCUGGGUAGAAUAUUGCAUCCAGACAUUGUGUGAUAUAUAAGCCAUAUAUAAGCCCAAAAAGUAUGUUACAUAUUGUGUUUGUACUGUGUAGGCUAUAUGAUGUUCACAAAUGCCUAUUUCAUUACUUCCAUUAAAUUACUUAAUUCUAUCCCCAAGACACUUUUAAUGAGAAAAUUAAUUAAGUUUAUCAAGUUCAUGCAGAUUUUUAGUUGAGACAUGUGUAUGUGUGGUUUUCAUAUGGUGUAUUUAACACUUGUUUAUGUUUAAUAAACAC
Coregonus clupeaformis (lake whitefish) is the source of this 1953-nucleotide messenger RNA. RefSeq names its product zinc finger protein with KRAB and SCAN domains 8-like. The transcript has 3 exons. NCBI's taxonomy places the organism in Eukaryota, Metazoa, Chordata, Actinopteri, Salmoniformes, Salmonidae. The coding region runs from base 106 to 1530 and encodes 474 amino acids. Gene Ontology annotation, cellular component: nucleus. The record is from RefSeq and is a predicted model, not a curated record.